Cylindrotheca closterium is the source of this 2088-nucleotide messenger RNA. Lineage: Eukaryota; Bacillariophyta; Bacillariophyceae; Bacillariales; Bacillariaceae. The record is from the annotation of a GenBank genome assembly.
AUGAGUUACACACCAAGAUCAGCAGAUGUAUAUGCAUAUGACCCAGCGUUACCACCGACGAACGUUCCUAUCGUGUCGGGAGCAACUGCUUUUGAUUGUCCACAGACUGGUAAUACGUUCAUCAUGAUAAUUAACGAAGCACUCUACUAUGGGAACCGAUUGGACCAUUCGCUAAUAAAUCCAAACCAGGUACAAAGUUUCGGAAUUCCCCUAUGGGAUAACCCUUUUGACGAAACAAGACAUGUUGGUAUUGAAUCCAAAAAUAUAUUCAUAGCAUUAAAGGCAAAAGGCACAAAGUUACUUUUUGAUUCAAGGGCACCAACUGAACAAGACCUUGCAACCUGUCUCCACGUCGAUAUGACAAGCAAGGUGCCGUGGAACCCAGGAACUGUCCAACUUGGUAAGGUCUCAGCAGCCCACGAAGACACUGAGGACCAUGUAGACAAUCCGAGAUCCAACGAGGCAGAACUGAGACAAUUGGAUCCCAUAAUGCAAGGGAUGAACACGAACUAUUCAAGGUAUUCUGAUGGAAGAGUGCCAUUGGAAGUGAUCACUGGCAUCACACCCGACAUAAUGGAGUACAUGGACUUUACUAUCUACGGAUGGGUAUACUAUCGCACGGAUGGUGCCUUAGGGGCAAAUGAGAUUGGAGACAUCAGUUGGGGGAAGAAUGAAAUACCGCCACAAUUGAUGUUUGACCUUGAAUUGGAAGAUGCUGAAUUCAAAUGCAGUUUCAACAAGUUGAUCGAGGCUGAGAACGUUGAUGAUGGCAUGCUCCAGGGGACUACGGAAACAGACGACAUCAACACACAAAACUAUGUCAACAUGGAAAUUGGUUUAAGGCGAGGCCAAGAAGGGGAACUACAGCGUGCCCUUGUACGUAGGCAAAUUGUUGAUGCAGAAGGAAGCCCAAUCGGUGUGGCAAGCAACAACCAGUUACUAGACACAAGGCAAUACGAAGUCGAAUAUGAAGACGGAGGCACCGAGAUAUUCUCCGCAAAUUUACUAGCAGAAAGCCUACUGGCGCAAGUGGAUGAACAUGGCCACAAACACUUACUGAUGGAAGAGAUCACAGAACACCGUUCUAACAAAAAAGCAGUAAAGAAACAAGACGGUUUUUAUAGCUUGAAGAGAGGAACGCAACGAAGACGACAUACUACAGCAGGUUGGGACCUUUAUGUCACUUGGAAAGAUGGUUCCUCGAACUGGAUACCUUUGAAAGACAUGAAAGAGUCCUUCCCAAUUGAAGUAGCAGACUAUGCAAUAAGCAAGGACAUUCAAGACAAACCCGCCUUUGCAUGGUGGGUACCACACGUUGUUCGAAAACGCACACAAUUCCUUGGCAAAGUCAAAUCAAAGUACUGGGAACGUACGCACAAGUAUGGGAUACGUAUACCAAAAUCAAUCAGAGAAGCCAUCAAAAUCGACAAAGAGAAUGGGGACACCCUAUGGCAGGAUUCCAUCCAAAUGGAAAUGAAGAACAAUCGAAUAGCCUUUGAAGAAUUUGAUGGAGACGUAGAGAAGCUGAUGGGAUACAAGAAAAUCACGGGACACUUGGUAUUUGAUGUGAAAUUGGGAGAAAACUUCCGAAGGAAAGCCAGGUACUGCGCUGACGGACACAAGACUGGAGCACCGGCAGCAUUGACCUACAGUACUGUAGUAUCUUGUGAUUCAGUUCGGAUACUACUCAUGAUAGCAGUGCUAAACGGAUUAGACUUGCAGUGUGCGGACAUACAGAACGCUUUCCUCACUGCACCAGCAAUCGAAAAGUGCUACAUGGUAGCAGGACCCGAGUUUGGGGACAAAGAAGGCAAAGUUUUCAUUGUAAGAAGGGCAUUAUAUGGUCUAAAAGGAUCAUCAGCGGCAUUCAGGUCACAUCUGGCAGAGACAUUGGAGGAAUUGGGCUUCUGGUCAUCCACUGCCGAUCCUGAUGUUUGGAUGAGAGCUGCUGUUAAACCUGAUGGGGAGGAGUAUUAUGAAUACAUCCUAUGUUACGUUGAUGACAUACUAUGUAUGUCAAUGAAACCAUUGGAAUGUUACGAUGGGCGAUUGGACAAGUUGACAUCUUAUUGGAAGUAUCACUACUAA